UGGACGUCAACAUGGGAGCUUCUCAGUCUGGACCAGUGCAUAUGUUCCAAGAUCUGGCUCAUAAAACUGGCUUUUCCAUAGAGCAGAUAAAAAACCUCCAUAACAGAUUUACGUACCUGACUCAAGAUGAAGACACUUUAAGACGUGAACACCUCGAGAAUAUUAGCAAUUUGGCCCUCAAUCCAAUCCGAAGACAGAUCAUUGAGGCCUUCUUUGAUAAAAGGAACAUGGGUGAAAAAGAGAAGGGCUGUCUGCAGGAGAUCGGUUUUGAGGAAUUCGUAACGGUCCUGUCUUUCUUCAGACCACCCAAACCACGCACUGCAGACGAGGAGAUGAAAAACGUCAAGAAGGAGAAACUACGCUUUCUAUUCAACAUGCAUGACACUGACAAGGACGGCAUCAUCACGCUGGACGAAUACAGACGUGUGGUGGAGGAGCUGCUGUCCAGCUAUGAAACCAUAGGAGCAGAAACCGCCAAAGCCAUUUCAGACGCUGCAAUGCUGGAGGUGGCGAGUGUCACUGUGGGUCAGAUGGGUCCUGAUGAGUUUUAUGAGGGAAUCACCUUUGAACAGUUCAUGCAGAUAUUGAAAGAUGUAGAGAUCGAGACCAAGAUGAAUAUUCACUUUUGGAACUUGGACACCAGGACAAUGCAAUGUGGGAAAUGAGAGUCAUUUCCGCUUCACAACAUUACUUUAUAGUCACCACAGUCGUUAUUUUAGACCUAAACGUGUAAAAUUUGUCCCACGUAUUCAACUCGUAGUAU
Messenger RNA from Sinocyclocheilus anshuiensis, 763 nucleotides. RefSeq names its product calcineurin B homologous protein 3-like. The record is from RefSeq and is a predicted model, not a curated record. The transcript is spliced from 8 exons. The coding region runs from base 12 to 665 and encodes 217 amino acids. Gene Ontology annotation, molecular function: calcium ion binding. Lineage: Eukaryota; Metazoa; Chordata; Actinopteri; Cypriniformes; Cyprinidae.